Symbiodinium natans is the source of this 618-nucleotide messenger RNA. The record is from the annotation of a GenBank genome assembly. NCBI's taxonomy places the organism in Eukaryota, Dinophyceae, Suessiales, Symbiodiniaceae.
AUGACACUUGCAGCUGCUGGAGCAACCAGGGUGACGAGAGCCCUUGGUGCGGUGCACACUCGCAGAUGCCAGCCCUGGACAAGCUUGUGGUGGAGGAGGCGCUUGGCUUUGGCUGGUAUCGUUUGCGUGUCUUCUAGAGGCUUGAUCCGUUGCCUCUCAAGCACUGGAGGGGAGGUAUCCAUGCCAAGACGUGCCUCCAGACCUCCGCAGGUUCACACAGAUGCGUUUCCCACACCUAUGGAGGUCAACAUGCAAACCAUUGCAAUUGCGCGCUCUCCUUACAAGGAACGAUUUGGCUGUCCCCGACAGCCGACCGUCACAGCUGGAGUUGCAGGAGGAGAAGCUGCCACUGGCUUGCUGGAGCUCGUGCCCAGUGAGCGAAAUCCAGAGGCGAAACUUCGAGCGGCCUUGCAAGACCUUGCUGGCUUCGAGUUCAUCUGGGUUAUCAGCUACCUGCACAUGAAUGAAGGUUGGUCAGCGCGCGUGACUCCACCAAGAGGGCCACGCCAGAAGCGCGGUCUUUUUGCUACGCGAGCUCCACAUCGACCGAACCACAUCGGGCUUUCGGCGUGCCGUUUGAUGGAUGUGGACACUGCCACUCUGCGAGGCCUGUCAUGA